Molecule: messenger RNA, 399 nt
Organism: Prunus armeniaca (apricot)
Lineage: Eukaryota; Viridiplantae; Streptophyta; Magnoliopsida; Rosales; Rosaceae
Source: the annotation of a GenBank genome assembly
AUGGCUUUCUUUGCCACUAACUCUGUGCAGUGGCCUUCUUUGAGCAUCUCUUCAAGGUGUAUCUUCCAGGCUCGGCAAUUGACUGUCUCAUUCCCAUGCGUCCCAUGGAAUGCACAAUACUUUUUAGUGUCUCUCUUAUCAGGAUCCCUUUUUAGAGGUGCUAUGGAUCGACUUAGGUGCCAAGGUAUGAAACCAAUCUUGGGCUGCCCCUCUCAAAGUCAUAGCAAAUACCUUAUACAUCAGUGCUUCGUCGCUUUUGUGAAGUAUGAUGACACUCUUAAAGUGUUUAAGAUGGCUCUUGGGAUCGGAAUCCCCUUUGCAUUGGGUGAAGGUGGACAAAGUGAACCACCUUGGUGGAAUUGCUUUCUUGAUCUCGUCAGUGAAUGGGGAGUUCACUAG